Messenger RNA from Stylophora pistillata, 615 nucleotides. RefSeq lists its product as uncharacterized. Lineage: Eukaryota; Metazoa; Cnidaria; Anthozoa; Scleractinia; Pocilloporidae. The record is from RefSeq and is a predicted model, not a curated record.
AUGCUCAAACUGAAUAUAAAACCAAGAGGUAGAAAAGCCUGGUGUGAGCCGUCGUGUCAGGUUUCCGUCACGCGACACAAACCUCACACCAGGCGUAUGCGAUGGAAAGCUUACCAUUUCCUCAACCAAAAGGAAACAGCAGACAGGGAAACUUACGGAUUCAAAUCAAGAAACUCCACACCACAAGUCAAAGAUCUUAUCCACUUCGAAGAGGCCAUGACCAAGCUCAUUCAGAAUAUUAAGUUCAAGGAAUCAAAGUGCAAUUUUCAAAGCCAAUUAAACAGUGAUAUCAAGAACAAAAUCAAGAAACCAAAUACACUUCUAAUUUCAGCCGAUAAAACUACAAACUUCUAUGAAAUGAAUCCCGAUUCUUACGGCAAAUUAAUCAAGGACAAUGUGACCAAAACAUACAGGAAAGCAAGUGAUAAUCUAGUUGGCAAGUUAGACGCACAAUCUGCCAGAAUUGCCGAACGUCUUAAGCUAGGUGACCGCGUUGAAUUGGCGAAGAAAGAAGCGUUUAUCACUCUCAAAGAUCAUAAACUGACGUUCCAUGACCACCCAACAUGCCUUCUGAUCAACCCAUUGAAAUCGGAAAUUGGUGUAAUCAGCAAGUAG